AAUCGAUCCGGCAACACUGAAUAAAACCGAACAUGUGAUAACGUCUAGGCAAUAUGGCGUAUUUGCCGGUUUUUUCGUUUCUUGUGUAGGAUAUAACUUGAAUUUUACGUUUAUAAUUAAUCAAUUUCUGUUUUAUUUUUCAUCCUAAACAUGUGCACGGCAUCUUCCAAGGGAUUAAAGUGUAGUAACCUACACGAAUACCUCAGAACUCUGUCUCAAGUUACAUUAAAUCGACUCUAUUCUCAUCCUGCAGCAUGUCUGGCCGUCUUCAGGGAGUUACCUGUGAUGGCCAGACACUACAUAAUGAGGUUGCUCUUUGUGGAGUCUACCGUUCCGCAGGCGGUAAUAGGCGGAUGGAUCAACCAACACAACGUCAAGAAGCAUCUGGAUGCUGUCGAAGUACUCUGCGAACUGCACCUGUGGAAAGAAAACCCUAUGCCGGGAGGAUUGCCCGGUUGGCUUCUCCAUAGUACUUUCAGAAAGAAUAUUAAAACUGCAUUAUUGGGAGGGGGCCAACCUUGGUCGGUAUGCACUACUUUGGAAGAAGAUAAACAUGCCAGGGAUAUUGCUUUCUUAGACACGUACGCAAUGGAAAGGUGGGAGAGCGUGCUACAUUUUAUGGUCGGUUCGCAACAGUCUACGGAAGGAAUCAGUAGUGAUACUAGAACGAUUCUUCAGCUUGCCAAACUGAUGAAAUCAGAGGAAUCUGAAUCGACGCCGACGAUAACGACCGAGGGAUUCCAGUUCCUGUUAAUGGACACGUCGUCUCAAAUUUGGUAUUUUAUGCUGCAGUAUCUCAAUGCAGCCGAGGAGAGAGGACUGAAUUUAACGGAAUGUCUGACAUUUCUCUUUCAGUUGAGUUUUCUUACUUUAGGAAAGGUUUACAGCACGGAAGGAAUGAGUGAAACGCUACUGACAUUCCUGCAACAUCUCCGAGAAAUCGGUUUAGUUUACCAACGAAAGCGGAGAUCUGGAAGAUUUUAUCCUACUCGUUUGUCGUUAAACAUUGCUUCGGGUAUGAAAGAUGCUAAUCUCGACAUUCACAGGCCAGGAUUCAUCGUAGUAGAAACCAAUUACAGAGUUUAUGCAUAUACAGAUUCUCAAUUACAAGUGGCAUUGCUUGGUCUAUUUUGUGAAAUGCUAUAUAGAUUUCCAAAUUUAAUAGUUGGCAUCUUAACCAGAGACAGCGUCAGGCAGGCAUUGAAGAGCGGUAUAACUGCUGAUCAGAUUAUUAACUUUCUGAGAAUGCACUCCCAUCCGAUAACUGUAAACGAGCGAACUUCCGUUCCCGCCACUGUGACGGAUCAAAUUCGUCUAUGGGAGAUGGAGAGGAAUCGCUUCAUCUUCAAGGAAGGCGUCCUUUAUAGUCAGUUUCUGUCUCAGAGCGAUUUCGAACUGUUAAGAAAUUACGCAAGGGAUAUCAAUGUUUUAAUCUGGGAUAAUCCAAUAAAACGAGUCAUCGUGGUUAGUAAGACGGGUCACGACGACGUCAGGAGAUUUUGGAAACGUCACAGACAAGACCAUUAGGAAUUUGUUAAUAAUAAUUGUUACGCGAGUCCAUUUGUUAGACCAAAGUUACAUUUAGUGUGACAUGAGGUACGUUGCGGAACGAACAAUCAAAAUUCGAUGCCACUGCGUCGUAAACAUUUCAAAUUGCGUCUCGUAAGGCUCAUAGUUCAUCCGUUGUAAUAUUUUAUUAAAGUUUGAAGCAAUUAUGCAGUAAAUGACAUGUAAAUAAGUAUAUUUCUUUAUCAUUUUAAACAUUUUAUUACCUGAUCUUUGUUACCAUUUUUUAUCAUGAUAAGUUACGUGUAAUUAUCAUGCCGAGGUGUGUAUGUAUG
Centruroides sculpturatus (bark scorpion) is the source of this 1841-nucleotide messenger RNA. It is a transcript of the gene mrn, whose product is annotated as general transcription factor IIH subunit 4-like. The record is from RefSeq and is a predicted model, not a curated record. Lineage: Eukaryota; Metazoa; Arthropoda; Arachnida; Scorpiones; Buthidae. The transcript has 14 exons. The coding region runs from base 151 to 1527 and encodes 458 amino acids. Gene Ontology annotation, molecular function: ATPase activator activity; double-stranded DNA binding. Gene Ontology annotation, cellular component: transcription factor TFIIH core complex; transcription factor TFIIH holo complex. Gene Ontology annotation, biological process: nucleotide-excision repair.